Mangifera indica (mango) is the source of this 1074-nucleotide messenger RNA. Its product is annotated as PHD finger protein ING1-like. The record is from RefSeq and is a predicted model, not a curated record. Gene Ontology annotation, cellular component: nucleus. NCBI's taxonomy places the organism in Eukaryota, Viridiplantae, Streptophyta, Magnoliopsida, Sapindales, Anacardiaceae. The coding region runs from base 125 to 868 and encodes 247 amino acids. The transcript has 7 exons.
AGGAUAGCAGAAACCUGGCAUUUUAGGGCUCGAAAGUUCGUUAAAUCCGUGGCGGGAACAAAUCUGAAAAUUUCACCCAAAUCAAACGAAAUCAGUUUUACUUAAUCUCAAUAGAAACCCUAAAAUGAAUCAAAUGUCCUUCCUAGACGACUUUCAAGCUAAUUUGGAAUCACUACCCAACAUUCUGCACAAGAAGUAUUCUUUGCUGCGUGACCUAGAUAAAAGCUUACAAGAAAUACAAAGACAAAAUGAAAAACGCUGUGAGCAAGAGAUUGAGGAUGUUAAGCGGGAAAUUAGGGCUGGAAAUAUUACACCCAAUACUUCACUUUUUAGAUUCUCUGAUGAUGCUCUUGAGGAGCAAAAGCAUAGUGUCAGGAUUGCAGAUGAAAAAGUUACCUUGGCAGUUCAAGCAUAUGAUUUGGUAGAUGCACACAUACAGCAACUAGAUCAAUAUCUGAAAAAAUUUGAUGAAGAGCUUCGACGUGAAAGAGAUACUGUUUCUGCAACUGUGUCUCCUGCACCAAGUCUUGAUGGUAGCACUAAAUCUGGAAGGAGUGGUGAAGGUGGUAGAGGAGGACGUAAAAAAACACGCCUGGCAACAGCAGCAGCUGCACAAGCAGUGACAGAAGCAACAGCAGCAGCAAUUGCAAACCCUACUGGUAUGGAGUUAGACUUACCUGUGGAUCCAAAUGAACCAACAUAUUGUUUCUGCAACCAAGUCAGUUAUGGGGAGAUGGUGGCAUGUGAUAAUACUGAUUGCAAGAUAGAAUGGUUCCACUUUGGCUGUGUUGGUUUGAAAGAACAACCAAAAGGGAAAUGGUACUGUUCAGAUUGUGCAGCUUUGAAAAAUCGCCGCAAAGGCAGGUGAUGUUGAGGAAAACAAUGCUAUGUGCUAUCGUACAUCAAUGAGGUGGAAUUAAAUGUAUUACAGAUGCAAUGCUUGUUCUACCAGCAGAUUCUUCUUUCUUCUUCAGCAAUAUUUCAAGAUUCAGGAUUCUUCUGUUGUUUUAAUUUUUGGUUGAUACAUCAGUUAGCUCUAUUUAGCUUUUAUUAUUAUUAUUUUUUCUUGGCUUA